Molecule: messenger RNA, 2344 nt
Organism: Delphinapterus leucas (beluga whale)
Lineage: Eukaryota; Metazoa; Chordata; Mammalia; Artiodactyla; Monodontidae
Source: RefSeq, a predicted model, not a curated record
UGUGGGCUCUUCCUGGACUAGGGCUCGAACCCGUGUACCCUGCACUGGCAGGCAGAUUCUUAACCACUGUGCCAGCAGGGAAGCCCCCUUUUAGGGUUUUGAUGAUUAGAUUAUUUCAUACCCAGGGAACUCCAGGAACAGUGCUUGACUGUGAAUUGCUUUAGAAGUGAGUACUUCUUAAAAACAUGCUUUUGAAUCUGCAAUUAGGCAAUUCAGGUAUGUUACGCAUGUUCAUUAAUAGGACUUCCUACUAUAAGGAGACCCACAAAUAAAAAUAGAAUUUUUCUUUCUGGGUCUUAACUUCUUAUUUCUGACUUACUAUGUUAUUUAUAUGCAUAUACCUUUUAUGGUGGGCUACCACAAAUUUAUGUUGGAAAGAGUGGAAUUUAAAUAAAUCUUACCUAUGCUAACUUGAUAGAUUUUGAUAAUUCAUUUCACUAGCAUGGUAUGAUAUUACCAGUAGCAGACUAAAAUCUGAGUUCACUUCUGGCUCUGCCCCUAAAUCCUGAUGAGACCAAUAGCUGGAAAGGCUUUGGGAUAUUAUACUAUGAAUUAGUUAUAAUAUUGACUCUGUUUAGGAAAACCUGGAGGAGUGCCUAAAGCAGUUAAAGGAGGAAAGAGUAAUAAGACUGAAGGCUGAUAAACGAGUCAGUGAGCUGGAACAUGAAAAUGCCCACUUAAGAAAUAUGAAUUUCUCUUCGUCUGAAGCCCUUCAUGCCCACUCAUUGACAAGCAUGAUCCUGGACGAUGCAGGUGUUUUGGACAGCAUUGAGAAUUCUAUUCAGAAGUUCCAUGCUUUCUUGGAUCUCCUUAAAGAUGCUGGGCUUGGGCAGCUGGCCACAAAGGCUGGUAUAGAUCAGUCAGGUUUUCAUUUACUAGGUCGUCCCCAGAUGAAUUCUACCGUUAGUAGUCCACGUAAAGAAGAAAAGAAGGCACUUGAAGAAGAAAAGUCAGAAUCAAAACAGGGUGCCCCAGGACAAAUGAAAAAUAUCCAAGUUUCUAUUUGUAUGCAGUCAGCUUACAAUGAAGGAACACUAAUGAAGUUUCAGAAAAUUACAGGUGACGCUAGGAUUCCUUUGCCUCUCGACUCCUUCCAUGUCCCAGUGUCUACUCAGGAGGCCUUAGAAACUUCCAAAGACAACCUGGGGGUCCCAGUCACAGAGCAGCGGCAGGAGUCUUUUGAAGAGUUCAUUGCUAGAACAUGGUCUCCCCUCAGCAGACAUCAUUUCUGGAACUGGAAGUCAAAGAAAAGAAGAGGAAUUAUCUAGAAAUAGCAGGUCUUCUUCAGAGAAAAUGAGCAAAGCAGGUGAAUAUACCAAAAAAUUCUCUGCUAGGAAACAACCUGGGAAGGACCUGCAUUCCUGCUCUGACUCACCUGUAAAGCAUAAAAGCAAAGGAAUUGGGCAAAAUAAUUCUUUGGUUAAUAAACCAAUUAAAAGUGAGUCUUCAAAAAAACACAUUUCUGUUAAAGAGAGUAGAAUAGUGACUGUUUCAUCAAAGACAACUAAAAGUAAACUCAAUCUGCUAGAACAUUCUGAAAGUGAUACUCCUGGAUCUGAUUGUGAAUUUCAAGAAAGCAUCCAUACUCUAUCACGCCUAACAUAGGUCUAAAUCAUUUAAAAUUAAGUUUUUGCCUUCAAAUUUUAAUAAAUUACUUAUGUUUUUAUUAUAGCUUAUGGUGGUUUCAGUUACUUGACUGGAAGCCAUUAGAGAAAGAUUUACCUAUACUUUUUUAUUAUAAUGAAAGUUUUGGUGUACUUUUCCUUGUGACACUUUGCACCAUUCAUUCAGCUAGUGUUUACUGAGGGCUUCAUAUGUACAGUACUUUUCUGGGUGCUAUUCAGCAGUGAACAAAAUAAAGCCUUUGCUCUCCUGGAACUAGCACUCUGUGUUGGGAGAAAACAUAAACAACAAAGCAGGGUGUAAGGGUUAAAAAGAUAUGGGAAUAAUAAACGGAAUAGUUUUACCAUUUGGUUAAACAUCAAACUAUUAUAAAUCACAUGGCCAGAAGCCAUUGAGGUAUUUUAAUUCACAGUAACCAGAGAGCCUCAAACAUUUACCAAGGCACUUACCGUGUUUAUGGACUACAGCAACGCUCUGAGGUAGGGAACUGUUACCAUCCCCGUUUAUAGAUGAGGAGUCUGAGGAGACAUUUUGUGAGUUGCCCAGAAUUACACAGCUGUAAGUAAGUGGGAAGCUGCGAUGUGACCCGAACCCAUGCUCUAUUUUUUUUUUAAUGUAUGGACUUUAUUAUGUUUCAUUUGUUUCUGAUUUAUGUGAAUAUUUUCUUUAAAGAUUUUUUCUGAUGUCGACCAUUAUUAAAGUGUUUAUUGCAUUUGUUACA